GUGGGAUUUCCACUGUUAUCGGGGCAGUACUAAUUCUAGGUAGAAAAGGAUUUGGUCCCCCAAGUGAAUUUGCCAUAGCAAGAAUUACAGAAACUUUCAUUGGAUUAUCAUGUUCAAUAAUGGUGGAAAUUUUGUUACAACCAACAAGAGCUUCUACAUUAGCUAAAAUCCAACUUUCCAAGAGUUUUGGAAUUUUGCAUGAUUGCAUUGACAACAUAAGUUUCGGUUCAUAUAGCAAAAAUAGCUUAGAAGAAAGCCAAAGGAAACUAAAAUUCCACGUAAAUGAAUUGGGAAAAUUCAUUGCGGAAGCUGAGGCAGAGCCCAAUUUCUGGUUUUUCCCUUUUAGUAGUGCUUGCUAUGGUAAGCUUAUGGGGUCAUUGUCAAAAAUGGUGGAAUAUUUACUUUUUGGGUCACAAGCACUGAGAUUCCUAGAACAAGAAUCUGAAAAAAUCGACAGUAAUGUGUGGAAAACAAUUGUGAAAAAACUAGAUGCUGACAUCAUGCUUUUUAAGGAUUUAAUUGGCUCUUAUACAAAAUGUUUUGAGGAGGUUAGUUUGGUAAAAUCACUUGUUGUACUUGACAAGGAAUUUGAGAAGAAGAAAGUUGCAGUUGAUCUUGAGCUGGGCAAAUUACCAACCCCUUAUACCAUAAGGUCUUCAAGUGAAGAGGAAAUUGAGAAAAACUUAGUUUCUUUUCUUCAACAUUCAAAUGAAGUUGUUGAACUUAUUGUGAAAGGUGGUAAAAGUGAUGAGAAGCUCAAGGGACAAUUGGUUUUAAGUUUGAGUGCAUUUGGUUUUUGUAUGGAUAAUCUUGUGAAGGAGACUAAAGAGAUUGAGAAUGGAAUUAAAGAACUUGUACAGUGGGAAAACCCCUCUUGCCAUGUAAAGUUGUAUGAUAUUUCUUGUAAAGUACGGGCUUUAGCCAAUACUGAAAAAAAUUGA
Nicotiana tabacum (common tobacco) is the source of this 941-nucleotide messenger RNA. The record is from RefSeq and is a predicted model, not a curated record. NCBI's taxonomy places the organism in Eukaryota, Viridiplantae, Streptophyta, Magnoliopsida, Solanales, Solanaceae.